CCGGAUGUUCUUUCAUUUUAGCUGAGAAACGAAAAUGGGCAUGCUAAUUGUUAGCCUUGUGAAAGAGUGUGCAAUUAUACACCAUAAUUGUGUUUUCUGAUCUUGAAGGAGCUAGUUAAGCGUUCAACCAAAAACGUUAAGUAAGUAUCUACGGUAUUUCAAGUUAAAUUACUUUGAAUCAAGGUAUUAACUCAAGGAAACGUAGCUAAGGAAAGCAGUUGAAGUACUCAGACACAACACAGAAGUUGUUGGGAUCGUCCACCCCUAACACAGUGAUGACCUCACAGCAGCAUUACCUCCCCAAUGCAAAUGUCAACCCUCCCCUCCUCGUCCCCCAGAACUCAUUAGCUCACCCGGGUAGGCCUCACAUUCAUCCAAACCAGCUGGACUCUACUCAGAGUAGUGCUGCGGGGCACCCUGCCUCCCACACAGGUCUGAUGGGCGCUGUGGGGUCCUCGUCGGUGGGGACCUCCAGCGGAGUGGCAGUGAAUAGGGGCACGUUGGCCUCCUGCACUAACUCUGCCUCCUCAAGGAUGCCCUCGUCGGGACGCUUUGAACCCUGGCCCGAGGAAGCCGUAGACAAUGCUUACGGCUUGUACUCGCUGCACCGCAUGUUCGACAUAGUGGGAGCCCAGCUCACGCACCGCGACGUGCGAGUGCUCUCGUUCCUGUUCGUGGACGUUAUUGACGAGUAUGAGCGCGGUGGCAUCAGGAGUGGCCGGGACUUCCUGCUGGCUCUGGAGCGCCAGGGGCGAUGUGAUGAGACCAACUUCAGACACGUCCUGCAGCUGCUUCGCAUCAUCACACGGCACGACCUGCUGCCCUACGUCACACUCAGGAAGAGACAGACCGUGUGCCCAGACCCAGUGGAUAAGUACCUGGAAGAGACGUCGGUGCGUUAUGUGUCCCCCAGAAGAGGAGGAGAGAGCAGGGAGGCUGCACCCCACAGAAGGACAGGUCCCCAGCCAGUGAUCUGCUGUUCUCCAUCGGGGACCCAGGUGGGUCCUUCCCGCACCAAGCCAGGCCCCCCAUUACCCAGCCGCAAAAGAAAGAGGGCCUACGCCACAGGAGACUGCAGGGAAAAGCAAACCUGUGACAUCCGCCUACGAGUGCGCGCUGAGUACUGCCAGCAUGAAUCAGCGCUUCUGGGAAACAUUUUCUCCAACAAGCAGGAGGCUCUGGAGAGGCAGUUUGAGAGGUUCAACCAGGCAAACACUAUCCUCAAGUCCCGGGACUUGGGCUCCAUCAUCUGCGACAUCAAGUUCUCGGAGCUCACCUACCUAGAUGCUUUUUGGCGGGACUACAUCAACGGCUCCCUGCUGGAGGCCCUGAAGGGCGUCUUCAUCACAGACUCACUCAAACAGGCGGUGGGCCAUGAGGCCAUCAAACUCCUGGUCAAUGUGGAUGAGGAGGACUAUCAGGCUGGCCGCCGCAAGCUGCUCUGGAACCUGGUUACUGGAGUGGGGGCAGGGUCUGCAGCUGAAGCCGCAGCCGCACUUGGAGGGAGCAGAGAGACUCCAUCCUAGAAACGCAUGCGUCUGCUGCUUUUAGCAGAGGGGGAACCCGUGUCCCAAAUAAGAGAACUUGACUUCAUGGUGAGGACAGGAGCAAGAAAAGUGAAAGGCUGUUCUGUUUCAGGAAGAAGUGUGAGGGAGAAUGCUGGGUGCCCUGCCCUUUCAUCUAUGAAGGGAAUGUGAAAUAAAAAUGAGCCAAAGCAAGUGAGUCAUAGUAAGUGAGUCAGGAGAUGUGGAACACAGACCGAAGAGAAGUGCUUUGAAAGUUGAAGGGUUUUGUUCUUUCUGCUGGAGGAACAAUGCUAAUAUUUUCUAUUGUAACUUGUGAGUUGACUAUAAAAUCAGAUUUUACAUUUUCUUUUGGUAUCACACAUCUCUUUCCCAAAAAGUGUUAAUGAAAUGUCCUCUUGUAGACUAUUACUUCACAUGGCUAUAAACAGGCAAGUCACUGUUGGGACAUUUUGCAUUUCGUUUAUUGCCAGGCUAGGACAGAAUCCUUUUAAGCCAGAGACAUUACCAUCAUACAAUUAUUUGGUAGUAAAUAAGUCUUGAUUUUUCUCAAACUGCUGGUACCUUGUUGUCAAAUGAACAAAUAUUGUGAACCAAAUCAACAAGAAUGAUUCACAAUAUUUGUUCAUUUGACAACAAGGUACAAGCAUUUUGAGAAGGAAAAAAAUAUUAACCUUACUGAGAGGUGUCAGAAGUGCUUGAAAAUUGUUGCAACACAAACAUACAUUCAACAACAUAUAGAAUGCAGAUAUAUAUAUUAUUAUUUUUUAACGGGAAGUCAUGUUGAAGUCAUUUUGCUCCCUAAAUUCUGUAUCUGGGCAAUUCCACGGUAGCAGUAACGCUGAGACUCCGAUGUUUCACUUUAAGCUGUAUGCCAAACAAAACCUAUGAUUGCAAAGUUACACAAACCAUACAACUCUAUGCACAAUAACUUGUUUAAAAGAUUUCCACAGAACAUUGCAUAUGCAAAGUUUGGUAGCCGAAUGACAGCACAAACCGUCAUUCUAUUACCAAACUUUGCAUCGGCACUGUUCUGUGUUUUUGUAACAUUUUCAGUAGGAAUUGUAAAAAUAGGCAUAGAGUUGUAAGGUUUGAUUAACUUUGCAAUCAUUGGUUUUUGUUUAACGUACAUUUAAAAAGUCUCAGUAGCCAUGUUUCCAUCAACUUGUCAAGUGAAUUAUAUAUUUAUUUUCUGUUGACAUUUACAAAGUUUGCAUAGAAAAUUGUUGCGCCAAUUGACUGCUAUGGUGCGUUUCCAUUUAACUGUUGUGUGUUAUUAAAAAAACAGCUGGGCGUAAUGACGGCACUUUAAAAAAAACUGAAAGUGUUGAAUACAAAUGAAAUGGUUGAAGUGUUUCCAUUAUCCAUUUAGGCAAAUUGCGCGUGAAUAAAUUGGCGACAGCCUGUAUGCCCUCCCCACCUAUCUGUUUCAUGUCUCAGGUAGACCAAGUUACCUGGAUAUAAUGCAAUAGUUGACUGGUAUUUGCCGUAGUCUUUGAUAUAUUUAUAUAUUUUGGGGGGUACAUUUGACCCCUUUUUCAUAAUAUCCAAUUGGUAGUUAGUUUCGUACCAUCGUUGCAACUCCCGUACGAACUUGGGAGAGGCGACGGUCCAGAGCCCUGCGUCCCCUGAAACACAACCCUGCCAAGCCACACUGCUCGCUUAACCAGCCGCACCAGUGUGUUGGCGGAAACACAGUCCAGCUGGCGACCGCAGUCAGCGUGCAAGCGCCCGGCCCGCCACAAGGAGUCGCUAGAGCGCGAUGGGACAAGGAUAUCCCGCCGGCCUAACCUGGACGACGCUGGGCCAAUUGUGCGCCGCCUCAUGGGUCUCCCGGUCGCCUGCGACACAACCUGGGAUCGAACCCAGGUCUGUAGUAAUGCCUCUAGCGAUGCAGUGCUUUAGACCGCUGUGCCAAUCGGGAGGUCUUAUUUGCCAUAUUCUAAUCAUAAUCAUGUGCUAAUGUAUUGCCAUGGUCCGUGCCAUGGUGACUCCUGUAGAUCUGUAAUUGGAUGGUGAAAACUGCAUCCAGCCAACCAGAAAAGCAGGGCGAAGCAAUUCAGGGAAACAAUCGUUGUUCUGCAAAGAAACAUUUUUAUAAUUGAAAAAUAGAUUUAGCAAGCAGUAGGCAUUUACAAUGAAAUGUGGAGUGGAGCUUUUAUAGUUAGGUGAUCUCACAUGCCCGCAUACAUAAAAAAUUAUUUGGCAAUCAUCAUUUAUUUGAAAAAGUUUCCAUAAUUUGUCGCCAUAAAUUAAGUAAGUUGACAAAAGUCCACCCGUGUCGAACGGAUAAUAAUUAUCAUGUCUGCCGUUUCCAUAACAUGUUUCCAUAACAUUCUUUUGAUGUGACAUUGCUUGGUCAAUGGAAACCUGCCUCGCGUCACUUUUACCGUACUGUGGAAUUGCCCGUCUACCCUCCCGUAUAAAACAUUGUUAAAUUGUAUUUCACCCAUGGCUCAGAUUUCUUAUUGAUUUGUAUGUCAAUAUUUGCAUUUAAUUUGAAAAAUGCUACAUUUUUAUUCUUUAAGCAAUUGUUUUAUUAUCGUUAUAUUUGUGAGAGGUACAACCUCCCUGCCUCUUCUAAAUCCACAUGAAAUCAAUCCUCCGUUUUACUAUACUUUUUUUGAUGUCAAUGUAAAUUCUCAUGAAUAUUCGCCUCUAAUAGAGAAGCAGGUUGGCAUUUAUUGUCAUGAGUCUUUUCCCAGGAGGCAGCGAUUCUGCAGAGGUCACUAGCUGGCACAGCCACAAAUCUGAUUUUAAACCUAACCUUAACCACAUUGGUAACCCUAAUGCCUAACCUUAAAUUAAGCCCAAAAAGCAAAUAUUUGUUUCCAUAAAUUUUUUCAAUAUAGCCAAUUUUGACUUUGCUGUUUUGAAAUUGAAAAAAGACUCAUUUAGAUAAUAAAAUGCAUAAAACAAACUUUCAGAAAAAGAAAGACAAACGUUUUGAGUUUAUCAGUAUUGAUUCAAUACUAUCUUUGAUCUGCUUUCCAAGUCAUCUCAAAUUUUACUACAAUAGCUCAUUUUGUUUCAUGCAAUUGUGCAAGACCAAAAUCAUUUUCAGGACAUGUCUGCGUUAAGGAUUCUAUUAUGUUUGGCUGGCAUAGAUUCAUCUUUGUCCACAGUUCAAUAGCCUACAAUCAGACACAAUUUAGCAUGGUUAAGUGCUACCCCAGUUAAGAGCCUCCGAUACUUACUUUAGGAAAUGAACAUGAGCAAAGACUGCCAUUUGAAUAUUUAAUACAGUUCAGGUGGCUAUACCUCUGGCAUACCAUGUUGAAUACCUCAGUUUGAAUUCUUUCUGAUGAUGUGGUUUUCUAGGCACCAUUUUUUCUAUAGGUUGUAUGUUUGGCUUUCAUAGAUGCAGCAAGGUCAAAAGCAGUGAUGAGUGUGGGGAAGUGAAUGUGAUUGUUGCUGAUUAUUUUACACUUCAUACUUGUUUGCAUUGUAACACAAUGUUCUCAGUGUCAUAUAGGCUACAGCAGGUGUCUGCCUCUGUUAAACAGUGUAUACUGUGUACAUCUGUUACGUUGAACAGAUGUUCCCUAUCCAGAAGAUUCCUCCCACAUGAAAAGGUAGUAUAGUUAAUCUAGAGUGCAGUAUAUGUAAUAUUUGUAUUCCCCUCAUUUUUUAAAUUUGUUUGUAAAUGAAUGUUAUAGCCUACAAGAUGAGCAUUUGCACUUUUGCAAAGCAGCAAUUACAUUUUUUUAUGGAAGAUGAAGCCGCUUUCAAAAAUCACUCUUGAUUUUAACUGUAGUUAAUAAAAUGAUCAGUGACAUUCCCCUUUACAUGGUCAUUUAAUGAAAUAGCUAGUCCUAAUUGGUGCUAAAAUCUAAUCUUGGUACAUAAAAGGUUUUGUCUGGUAGUUUGAAGUAAGAAUGCCAGAAAUUAAAUUAGGAUUGUUUAGCAAUUUGACACAUGCCAUCUUUUAUUUUAGUAUCAGUUUUACUGCUACCUUUUAUUGCUUUUAAUAGGAGAAAAAACAUUUAAAAGGAAUUCUAACCCAAUUAUCUUUAGAUAGAUAGUUGUAUAAAAAAAGUCCCCUCUGCCAACUGAAGUUAUUGAGUUUGCCAUACCAACCCUUGGGCACAUGUCAGAAAAGGACACACCACACUUUAAAGCCACUGUUACGAUGGGAUAUGUUUUUCUAAUGGAAUAUAGCAAAGUUGCAAACUGGUAUCUAUUGUAAACAGUGUACAAAAAAUUAGGAACACCUUCCUUAUAUUGAGUUGCACCCCCUUUUGCCCUCAGAAGAGUCUCAAUUCGUCUGGCAUGGACUCUACAAGGUGUCGAAAGCAUUCCACAGGAAUACUGGCCCAUGUUGACCCCAAUGCUUCCCAGCUAAUUUGACACAACUGUGGAUGUCCUUUGGAUGGUGGACCAUUGUUGAUACACACAGAAAACUGUUGUGUGAAAAACCCAGCAGUGUUGCAGUUCUUGGCACCUACUGUCAUUAUUCAUUCAAAUGCACUUAAAUAUUUUGUCUUCCCCAUUCACGCUCUGAAUAUCACACAUACACAAUCUAUGUCUCAAUUAUUUCAAGGCUUAAAAAUCCUUCUUUACUCUCUCUUCCCCUUCAUCUACACUGAUUGAAGUGGAUUUAACAGGUGACAUCAAUACGGGAUCAUAGUUUUCACCGGUAUUCACCUGGUCAGUAUGUCAUGGAAGGAGCAGGUGUUCCUAAUUUUUUUGUGCACUCAGUAUAUAGGUUCUAUAUUAGUUUUUAAACAUCUGACUUAAGAUAGAUUGCAUGUCUGAUCAUGAUCCCCGGAAACUUGAGACAAGUUUUGUAACUUGUAGAUAAUUCAUUCAAUUAUAUUUAAUUUGCUUUGCAACUUUUUUAAUGCAUUUUUCUUGCGUAGUGCAAGCAAAUGGGACUGUUCAUAAAUUGGAGAGAUGUGUAUUGUCAAUACCAUACAGCUGAUGGGCACUUUAUUUUUUAACUGUUUAAAAUAUUUAGCUGUACCACACAAACAUUAGUCAAAUCCACCACUCAGAAAUCUAGGACAUAAAAGCAAAAAAUGCAUCACA
Molecule: messenger RNA, 6554 nt
Organism: Salvelinus fontinalis (brook trout)
Lineage: Eukaryota; Metazoa; Chordata; Actinopteri; Salmoniformes; Salmonidae
Product: death effector domain-containing protein-like
Exons: 5
Coding region: 276-1526 (416 amino acids)
Biological process (GO): apoptotic process; extrinsic apoptotic signaling pathway via death domain receptors; regulation of apoptotic process
Cellular component (GO): nucleolus
Molecular function (GO): protein binding; DNA binding
Source: RefSeq, a predicted model, not a curated record